AUGAAGCAAAUCAAGUGCUCGCCUUCGAAAGCCCCCGCUCCGGAUGCCACUUUCAAAUCCGAGCAUGCAUCGUCCUACCAUGGUGUUCUUCCACCUUUCGUGCUCAAUUCGCUGGUUGCGGUGGAAGCUCCAGCGCCGUUUGCGGCCUGCGAGCAGUAUGCGAGCAAACGAAAAGCUCGAGCAGAAGAGGGUGGUGAAGAUGACAUGGUUCCCAGGGCACAAGAUGGGGAAGAUGAUGGUAUGUCUGAUGAGACUCUAAGCCUUCCGGGCAAGGCUCCCAAGAAAAGCAAGAACAACAAGAAGAAGAAGAAGGUGAAGUCCAAGAAAGUCAGAUCUUCCAAGAAAAUGAGAUCCGAUUCGCAAUUGGUGGAUGUGCUUGUCGAGCACCUGCCCACCGGGAAGGAUUCCUCAUCCGAUGAGGGCUUCGACGACAAGAACCACAACACGAAGAGAACCAUGCGGCUUCAGAGCAAUCCCAAGGUGAAGACUGCCACAUCCGAUGAGGCCCCGGUUCAGAGCAAGCCAGUGAAGAGAGCCAGAUCCAAUGAGGCCCCGGUUGAGAGCAAGCCCAUGAAGAGAGCCAGAUCCGAUGAGGUCCCCGUUCAGAGCCACAAGAAAGCCAGAUCCAGUGAGGCCCCGAUCCAGAAUGAAACCCAGGCCCCGAAGAUCAAGAAGAAGCCCAAUGUCUUCGGCAAGUACAAAGCGGGUUUGUAUGCUUGCAAGCGCUACGUGUUCAUCAAGCGAUUCCAAGAAAUGUUCCCUAAGGCGAGCUUCCAGACAGGCAAUCGCUAUUGGCUUAAGUGUCCAGAACGCAUGGAACUCCUAGCAGACAUGCCGCUUACCGAGUUGAAGAGGCGACGUUUUGCACCCAAAGGGUGUUUGGUCCACCCAUACCGAUGA
Messenger RNA from Symbiodinium sp. CCMP2592, 900 nucleotides. The record is from the annotation of a GenBank genome assembly. NCBI's taxonomy places the organism in Eukaryota, Dinophyceae, Suessiales, Symbiodiniaceae.